This is a messenger RNA of Xiphias gladius (swordfish), 4978 nucleotides long. RefSeq names its product erb-b2 receptor tyrosine kinase 3b (gene erbb3b). Gene Ontology annotation, biological process: nervous system development; positive regulation of cell population proliferation; positive regulation of kinase activity. The record is from RefSeq and is a predicted model, not a curated record. Gene Ontology annotation, molecular function: ATP binding; protein tyrosine kinase activity; neuregulin binding. Gene Ontology annotation, cellular component: signaling receptor complex; basal plasma membrane. The transcript is spliced from 28 exons. NCBI's taxonomy places the organism in Eukaryota, Metazoa, Chordata, Actinopteri, Istiophoriformes, Xiphiidae. The coding region runs from base 153 to 4547 and encodes 1464 amino acids.
GUUUUGUGCGAAGUUUUAAGGAAGCAGCUGCGUGGAACCUGAAUAUUUUUAAAAAAAAACAUCUGUAAUUUCCUAUACAGCCUUGGCUGUUCGGGAGACUACCGAGACUUGUAUGAUAUGAUAAUAUCUCAAUAAACUGGUUCGACAUCAACAUGAGCCAGUGGCGAGUCGUUUUACUCGGUGUCAUGUUAUCGUGGAAGCUACAAACAGCAUCAACCCAAACCCAUGAAGUGGUGUGUCCUGGUACGCAGAACGGACUGAGCUCCACAGGCUCUCAGGAGAAUCAGUACAACCUGAUUAAGGACCGGUAUGAUGGCUGUGAGAUCAUCAUGGGAAACCUGGAGAUCACUCAGAUUGAGAGUAACUGGGACUUCUCCUUUCUCAAGACAAUCCGCGAGGUGACUGGCUACGUCCUCAUUGUUAUGAACCACUUUCAGGAGAUUCCUUUAGGGCAACUGCGGAUCAUCAGAGGGAACAGCCUGUAUGAAAGGCGCUUUGCCCUCUCGGUCUUUUUCAACUACCCCAAGGAUGGCUCCAACGGCCUGCAGCAAUUGGGGCUUGCAAAUCUAACAGAGAUUCUGGAGGGAGGAGUGCAGAUUAUCAACAACAAGUACCUGAGUUAUGGCCCCUGGAUCAUCUGGCAAGAUAUCAUCAGGGACAACAGUGCUCCUAUUGAAAUCCAGUACAACGGAGAGAGAGGCCCAUGCCACAAAUCUUGUGGAGAUUACUGCUGGGGGCCUAAUGAAGACCAGUGUCAGAUCUUGACUAAGACGGUGUGCGCUCCACAGUGUAACGGCCGCUGUUUUGGGACGAGCCCCAGGGACUGCUGUCACAUAGAGUGUGCAGCGGGAUGCAAAGGCCCUCUGGACAUAGACUGUUUUGCAUGUCGUCAUUUCAACGACUCCGGAGCCUGUGUGCCUCAGUGUCCGCAGACUCUGAUCUAUAACAAGCAGACGUUUCAAAUGGAGACCAACCCUAAUGCAAAAUAUCAGUACGGAUCCAUCUGUGUCUCUCAGUGCCCCACCCAUUUUGUUGUGGACGGUAGCUCCUGUGUGAGCGUCUGUCCUCCAGACAAGAUGGAGGUGGAGAGAGAAGGCCAGAGGCAGUGUGAGCUCUGCAGUGGACUCUGCCCAAAAGUGUGUGAAGGAACAGGUGCUGAACACAGACAGACCGUAGACUCCAGCAACAUUGACAGCUUCGUCAACUGCACCAAGAUCCAGGGCAGUCUUCACUUUCUGGUCACAGGGAUUCUUGGAGAUGACUUUAAAAAGAUCCCGCCCCUGGAUGCCAAAAAGUUGGAAGUGUUCCGAACCGUCAGAGAAAUCACAGAUAUUCUAAACAUCCAGUCGUGGCCCAGAGAGCUGAAUGAUCUGUCUGUUUUUUCGAGUCUCACUACCAUUCAAGGGAGGUCGCUCUACAAACGCUUUUCUCUGAUGGUGAUGCACAUCCCGACUCUUACCUCGCUGGGUCUGCGCUCCCUCCGUGAGAUCAGUGACGGCAGCGUGUACAUCAGUCAGAAUGCCAACCUCUGUUACCACCACACUCUAAACUGGACACAGCUGUUCAGAGGCCGCAGAGUUCGAGUAGACAACCUCAACAACAACAGGCCGCUGGCAGAGUGUGUUGCAGAAGGCCAUGUGUGUGACGCACUGUGUUCGGACUCGGGUUGCUGGGGCCCGGGGCCUGACCAGUGUCUCUCCUGUAGGGACUACAGCCGAGAUGGCACAUGUGUGGGCAGCUGUAAUUUUUACACUAGAGCUCCACGGGAAUUUGCAGGGCCCGACGGCGAGUGUGUCGCCUGUCAUCCGGAGUGUAAGGCUCAGCAUGGGAAAGCCAGCUGUACUGGACCGGGUGCAGAUGAGUGUGUGGCGUGCGCCAACCUCCGAGAUGGUCCUUACUGCAUGUCCUCGUGUCCCACUGGAGUAAAUGAUGGACAGAAGGGGCUGAUCUUCAAAUACCCCAACAGGGAGGGUCACUGUGAACCCUGCCAUCACAACUGCACACAGGGAUGCUCCGGCCCAGGAUUAAAUUAUUGUUUAGAGACAGUCAGACUGGCAGUUAGCAGUGGUCAGAUCACAGGUAUAGCUUUAGGUUUGCCGGCCGGCUUGAUUUUCUGCCUGGUGUUGUUUUUCCUGGGCGUGCUGUACCACCGAGGCCUGGCCAUUCGUCGCAAGAGAGCCAUGCGGAGGUACCUGGAGAGUGGAGAGAGCUUUGAGCCACUGGGUCCCGGAGAAAAAGGUACCAAGGUUCAUGCCCGCAUCUUGAGGCCCUCAGAGCUGAAAAAAAUCAAAGCCCUUGGCUCAGGAGUUUUUGGAGUAGUGCACAAGGGAUUUUGGACUCCAGAGGGAGAGACAGUGAAGAUCCCCGUGGCCAUUAAGACCAUCCAGGAUAGCUCAGGGCGACAGACCUUCACUGAGAUCACUGAUCAUAUGCUGUCCAUGGGCAGCCUGGACCACCCAUACAUCGUUAGGCUGCUGGGCAUCUGUCCAGGUGCCAGUCUGCAACUGGUGACCCAGCUCAGUUCACAGGGGUCCUUACUGGAGCACAUCAGGCAGCACAAGAACAGCAUGGACCCCCAGCGCCUGCUCAACUGGUGUGUGCAGAUUGCUAAGGGUAUGUACUACCUGGAGGAACACUGCAUGGUCCACAGGAACCUGGCUGCCCGCAACAUCCUGCUGAAGAAUGACUACCAGGUCCAGAUCUCUGACUACGGUGUAGCUGACCUCCUUUAUCCUGAUGACAAGAAAUACGUCUACACUGACACCAAGACACCCAUAAAAUGGAUGGCACUCGAAAGUAUCUUGUUUCGAAGAUACACUCAUCAAAGUGAUGUUUGGAGUUAUGGGGUGACAGUGUGGGAGAUGAUGUCAUUUGGGGCCGAGCCGUACGCCUCCGUGCAGCCGCAGGAGGUGCCGAGUCUGCUGGAGAAGGGCGAACGUCUGUCACAGCCCCACAUCUGUACCAUAGAUGUCUACAUGGUCAUGGUCAAAUGUUGGAUGAUUGAUGAAAAUAUAAGGCCGACCUUCAAAGAGCUGGCCAGUGACUUUACUCGUAUGGCAAGAGACCCGCCUAGGUACCUUGUCAUCAAGCUGGAAGGAGGAGAAGUGGCCUUGGAAGAAAUCCAUCGAAGAGAAUCAGAGCGGGGACUUCUGGAUGCAGAUUUAGAAGACCAAGAUGAGGAGGGAUUGGCAGAUGGUUUGGCUACCCCUCCUCUUCAACACUCUCCAUCUUGGAGUGUGUCUCGUUCACGGAUUAAUUCUUACAGGAGUGGCACCUCUCAGGCUGGACCUAUCGGAUACCUGCCAAUGACCCCCAGCCCUGUGGACAGCAUCCGCCAGUUGUGGUUUCAGAGGUCUCGUCUGAGCUCAGUGCGGACGCUGCCUGAGAGGUCAGAGGUCAGGGGGAGUAGCAGAGACGCAGAGCUGCAUGAGGAGGGCUUGCAGACAGGGAGUCUUCACAGGGCCAGAUUUGGCUCCGAGAGGGGUAAUCCUCGUAUAUCCAUCGGCCGGCACAGGAAGCUUUCAACGGCAUCAAGUCCAUCGUCAUACAAGGUGUGGACGGCAGAGGAAGAGGAAGAGGUGGACAACUAUGGCUACGUCCUGCCUGGGUCACCUGGCACUCCAGAGAGAGUCUCUAAAGUCUCUCAUUCUGGGCGAAGAAACUCAAGACUGAAGAAUAAUCCGUCUCUGGUGGUGAUUCAUCCUUCCCAGGAGUAUGAAAUCAUGAGCAAAGAGUCUCCUCCUUGCUCAACCAGAGGUAUGUCAUCUCAGCCAGCUGCCGCUUCGGUGGCACUUUGCAGUAAAACCUCACCUUUACCUUCUCCGACCUUCAUGGCUUCAUUACCUGUAGAGGACACAGCAGUUGUGGAAACACUGACACCAAUCUCACCUGCAAGGAGUAAGCAAGUAGGUGAGGACUGUGAGGGAACUGUGGCAGAGCAAAGAGACUCCACAGAGAAACAUCAGCUACCUGGGGACUCUGAGGGGGGGAUCGGAGCUGUGGAAGACCAACUAGAGGCAGCCCAAGGGAUAUGCAGGUAUGAAUACAUGGAUAUAAGGUGCUCCUACUCUACGCAGAGAGAGGAUCCAGCAUGGGAGAGACGUGGGAGUCAAACAUCUGCAAAGAGUGCGGCAGAGACAGAGGAAACAGACCAAAUAGUGGAGGUGCUGAAGAAAGAGCAUGAGGAGGAAGACGAAGAGGAGAAGUACCACAACACAAAUAAACAACCCCCACAUCAGGGGAAUCUGAGUGGUACAGUCAUGCCCAGGCCAGAUGUGCUCACAGCUGGGGGAGAAAAGGUGGAGGAGUAUGAGGAGAUGACCAGAUUUGGAGUGGUGCCCAGUGGGUGGGAGCAGGCAGACUACCAGAACCUCCCGGCGAAGGGGAGGGCUGUUUCCGAGGAGAUGGGCAGUGGCAGGUGUGCAGGGAUCGGGGGAUACAUCAAGGUGUGUGCUGGCAUGGGGGAGCCUGGCAGCAACACAUCGUUUGACAACCCAGACUACUGGCACAGCAGACUGUUCCUCAAGCCAGAUGCUGUACGCACCUAAUAAUGUGGACUGGGACAUACUUACUGUCGCAGUGACUUUAGUUCCUGUCAUAAAUUUUUGGUAGUUUUGCCAUUUUUACGGCUUUUUUCUUUGAGUUCCAGCCCCCAACAAGCUUGGAAAGAUAAAAGUAAUGAAAGAAACACACCCUUGAAUCUCAUUCCACAAUUUUAUGGUGCAGUGAAAUACAUGUUUAUGAACUGUGAAUUGGCACAUAACAACAAAAUAAAGGUUAUAGAAGGCAUGAACUAAAUAAAGAGUACUUUACAUCACAUGCUUCACUGUUACAAUAAUUGUGUAAUUGGUAGGUGUAGGAUUAGGUGUUCCAGUCCCAUUUCUGUGGAGAAGUCUUUUUGUACAAUUUAUUAUAACAUGAAUUAUCAAAUAAACAUAUACAUACGAUUAUUUUUGCAACGAUCCAGACAUUUGUGUUA